Molecule: messenger RNA, 2123 nt
Organism: Temnothorax curvispinosus
Lineage: Eukaryota; Metazoa; Arthropoda; Insecta; Hymenoptera; Formicidae
Product: probable ATP-dependent RNA helicase pitchoune
Exons: 10
Coding region: 101-1885 (594 amino acids)
Biological process (GO): maturation of LSU-rRNA from tricistronic rRNA transcript (SSU-rRNA, 5.8S rRNA, LSU-rRNA)
Cellular component (GO): nucleolus
Molecular function (GO): nucleic acid binding; ATP binding; RNA helicase activity
Source: RefSeq, a predicted model, not a curated record
CGUGCGUUAUGCGUAUGUGCAUGUGCGUUUGCCACGAGGAUGUUAACUGUGUCUAUAUAAUUUUUAAUACAAUUACGAUACUACUCCACAACACGAGAAAAUGUCCGUGCCCGAAAAAGUGUUGAUGCGAAAAAUUAAAAAACGGGAAAAGACAAAACUAACCGUACUGAAACGCCGGGAAGAACAGAAAGAUGUAACUGAAUCGGAGAAAACAACUGAAAUAAAUCAGGGACACAUUCCUUCAGAAGACAUUCCUCCAAAAAAAAAAAGGAAGUUGAAAGCAUCCGAAGGAAAUGAAAAGUCAGAAGUAAUAGAGAAAUCCUCUGCCACUGAGAAUUUACCUGGCACAGCUGUAGGUUUUGAAUUGACAAAUGAUACAAGCUUCUCAGUAUUAAAUGAAAAAGUAUGUGAGAACACCCUGAAGGCGAUAAAGGAUAUGGGUUUUACAAAUAUGACCGAGAUACAAGCAAAAGCUAUUCCUCCUCUUUUAGAAGGAAGAGAUUUAGUUGGCGCUGCCAAAACUGGAUCUGGCAAGACUCUGGCAUUUCUCAUUCCUGCAGUUGAACUGAUUUACAAAUUGAAGUUUAUGCCGCGCAAUGGUACCGGAUGUAUUAUUAUGUCUCCCACGAGAGAACUAGCUAUGCAAACUUUUGGAGUCUUGAAAGAAUUGAUGAAAUAUCAUUAUCAUACAUACGGUCUGCUGAUGGGCGGCGCCAACAGGCAGACCGAAGCACAAAAGCUUGGAAAGGGAAUCAAUAUUAUCGUGGCAACACCGGGCCGACUACUAGAUCAUUUGCAAAACACGCCUGAUUUCUUAUACAAGAAUCUCCAGUGUCUGAUUAUUGACGAAGCUGAUCGUAUUCUGGACAUCGGCUACGAGGAAGAGUUGAAGCAAAUCAUUAACAUUCUUCCCAAGCGCCGGCAGACGAUGCUUUUCAGCGCGACGCAGACACAGAAGGUAGCGACGAUAACGACGUUAGCCCUAAAAAAAGAACCUAUAUACGUGGGGGUCGACGACGACAAGGAAAUGGCAACUGUAGAGGGCUUGCAACAAGGCUACGUAACGUGCCCGAGCGAGAAAAGAUUUCUACUUUUAUUUACCUUCUUAAAGAAGAACAAGCAGAAGAAGAUAAUGGUUUUCUUCAGUUCCUGCAUGUCCGUUAAAUAUCAUCACGAACUCUUGAACUACAUCGAUUUACCAGUAAUGAGUAUCCACGGCAAACAGAAACAGACAAAAAGAACCACGACUUUUUAUCAAUUUUGCAACGCCUCCUCCGGGAUUUUACUUUGCACUGACGUGGCCGCGAGAGGACUAGAUAUACCGGACGUUGAUUGGAUUGUGCAGUUUGACCCACCAGAUGAUCCCAAGGAAUACAUCCAUCGCGUGGGUCGAACAGCUCGCGGAGAAGGUAGCAGCGGUCAUGCUUUGUUAAUACUGCGACCAGAGGAACUUGGCUUUCUUCGUUAUCUCAAGGUAGCUCGCGUACCAGUGAACGAAUAUGAAUUCUCUUGGAAUAAAAUCGCUGAUAUACAAUUGCAGCUUGAGAAGUUGAUUUCGAAAAAUUACUUCUUACAUCAAUCGGCGAAAGAGGCGUACAAGAAUUACGUUAGAGCGUACGACUCUCAUCACUUGAAACACGUUUUUGAUGUAGAGACCUUGGAUCUGGCGAAAGUCGCCAAGUCGUUCGGAUUUACUGUACCGCCGGCAGUAGAUUUAAAAGUGGGAAUCAACAAAGCUUCACGACCUCGAAAAAGGCUCGGUGGAGGCGGUUACGGGCACUUCAAAAACAUAAACGAUCCAAAUUCGACGAAACAGGUGAAACGUGCCAAAACCUUUCGUCAAGUAGGCAAACGUAAGCAAGACAGCCGGCAAUUUACCAGAUAAUUGUCAUCUAUGCGCUUUUUACACACGCGGGUGACAGACAACGGUGUCCAAAAUAUGACACAUAGUCAAUAAUCGUAAUGACAUCGGUAUCAUAUUGUACACACAGAAUAUACAUUUACACUGGUUCAAAAAUACCUACUAUUUAUAUUGAGACACUAUCGUUUUUGGCAAUCAUGUCUGAUUUCUGUCUAUUUUUAUUUAAAAUAAAGAAAUUUAAAUAAAGAGUUUUUAAAUGUUU